GGCAUACAUCAGUUCUGCGUUAUCGACGCCUACCUAAUGAACGAACACCUCCCUCUUUCCAUGAUACGUUUGGACACUUUGCAUCCGGAAUCGUCAGAUUGGUAUAAGCAACCUGCCCAUGAGCUAGAGCACCGAGGCCUGCGAGCAUUCAACAAGUCGCUGACGGACACGACCGGUUGGAAUGCUGUGCCACGGUUUCUAUUCUUGUCGCUCCUUGCCCUCGAUUUCCUCGUCGAAAAUCUCGCGCAUAAAGACUAUGACCUCGAUUCAACACUUCUUCUUCUGGUCGAAUGUCCCCGACUUUGUCGAGGGGUACGGAGAUGGGUCAAGGAUGGGUCUCAGCGGUUCGACUCUCAGCCUAUGAUUUUGCACCUUCGGGCAACACUCGGCAACCUGUCGAGGAGACCUGAUACGAGCAUAACUAUUUGGAAGAUGUUGCACACAUUCGACCUGAACCUAACGUCACUAAAUGACUCCGAGGGGCCACAACCUUCUGGGAUUGGUCAAUGGUGGGAAUUACCCCUUGAAGCCCGAGGCCUUGGCGCCGGUGCAGGACCGAAACUGCAGCUUGUUUUCUGGAGAAGGGAAAUCCCCCUCCAGCUAAGCCGGAUACGAGCUUUUCCUGCGUAUGCAGUCUCCUCCACCGUCGCCGUAUUUCCCUUAGCUCCGGACGUGGCUGAGCAAGAGUCGCCGGUGGCCACCCAAUCCUUACCUUGGGAGCCAUCAAGAGAUAACUCAACUCAGACACAGCAAUCGGGAACCCUGCCCACUCAUACUUCAUGCACGACCGUGAGGGAUCGACCGUUAGCCGGGAUGGAUUUCCCCGACAGAGAGUUGGAUGAUGUCAACAGCAACGCUAUCUAUGGAUUUAACCAAAGUGACGGUACCUGUCAUCCCUACACGUCAGAUAACACCGGGCUUGGCGUGCUCUCAACCGCCGAGGGGAGGGCCGUGUAGACAGUAUGCCUUAACGCAACAUGCAUCAUCAGAU
Messenger RNA from Ilyonectria robusta, 991 nucleotides. RefSeq lists its product as uncharacterized. Bases 37 to 957 code for a protein of 306 amino acids. The record is from RefSeq and is a predicted model, not a curated record. The transcript is spliced from 3 exons. Lineage: Eukaryota; Fungi; Ascomycota; Sordariomycetes; Hypocreales; Nectriaceae.